AUGUUUUCAAGUAGAAUAUGUGUUAGGCCAUUUGUGGAACCUUGUUUAAGAUUAAAUCAAUUGCAAAAAUAUUUAAGUUCAGUAGCUCUUACUCGCCCCAAGAAUGAAUCUGCAAAACUUCUAAGACAUCUUCAAUUUACAGAGAGAAUACCAUUUCAAGAUGGAUUAGAAAUUCAAGAAAAGUUUGUAAGAGCUCAAUUAGAUAUGAAGAAACUUGAGAGAAAAAUUCAGGAUAAAAUGCAAGAAAUUGGUGAUGAACAUGGUCCAAACGCGAUACUAAAUGAAAAUGAGAAAAAAAUUAUAGACUAUAUUUUAAUGAUGAAGCCAAAUCCUAUAGUUCUAACGUUUGAAUUUGAGCCUACUUUUACAGGGGGUAAACGAAUUAAAAAAACGAUCACAAAGGAGCAAAUUGAAAGGUUUGAGACGUUCACUACUUCAGGGAAUCAUAUUAAACCAAAAUUUGUCCUUGUUGAAAGAGGUGGACAAAUAACAUUUCAUGGCCCUGGUCAAAUGGUAGCAUAUGUUAUUCUAGAUUUACAGAGCUUUAAAAAUUUAAGAGCUAGGGAUUUAGUAUGUAUUUUGGAGAAAAGUAUGGUUAGGGGUCUAUCAAUGUUAAAAAAUAAUCAAGAUGAUAGUGCGGCCUUAAGCUUAUUAACUGAAUCUAGAACGGGUUCAGAAACAGGCAUUUGGAUUAAAAAUACUAAUAAAAAAAUAGGGAGUUUAGGUAUUAAUGUCAGAAGAUCAGUUACAUCACAUGGAGUUUGCAUUAAUGUCGAACCAGACUUAGCAUACUUAAACAAUUUUAGAAAAUGUAGUGGCUUACCAAAUUGUGAAGCUACUUCAAUUAAUGACCAACUACCAGGAUCAAAUAUAAAUGUUCAAGACAUGGCAAUUGCAUUUACAAAAGAAUUAGCAAAGCAUUUAGGUAUUGAAAGAUUGGAAAGAAUACAAAUGACCCUAGAAGAUAUGAACUUAGACAAUGAGCAACUAGAAAAUAAUGAUAGUAAAUAG
This is a messenger RNA of Henningerozyma blattae CBS 6284, 1011 nucleotides long. It is a transcript of the gene LIP2, whose product is annotated as lipoyl(octanoyl) transferase LIP2. Lineage: Eukaryota; Fungi; Ascomycota; Saccharomycetes; Saccharomycetales; Saccharomycetaceae. Gene Ontology annotation, biological process: protein lipoylation. The coding region runs from base 1 to 1011 and encodes 336 amino acids. Gene Ontology annotation, molecular function: lipoyl(octanoyl) transferase activity. The transcript has a single exon. Gene Ontology annotation, cellular component: mitochondrion. The record is from RefSeq and is a predicted model, not a curated record.